CGAUAAUACAAGAAGCACCUUGCGCAAAUAGAUGUCGUCUUGCACGUGUCGACGCGAGGACGCGCCUGCCAAAAGCCCCCGCGCUACGCGUAACUUCCAACUGCAACCCCACCCACUUCACCGUCCCACAAUACAGCCAACAUGUCGCGAGACGAGACACCGCUGGUACGCGACAUACCAGAUGAAGAAUCAUACAGUCAUGUGCACCGCGUAGUACUCCAGUCAUUCCUUACCCAUGGCGUAAUGACACUCGACGAGUUCAAGCCCGUCCUCGCGUCCAUCAUGACCGCCCAUAACCCCGACCGUCCCUUCCUCGAGGGUGAUGUGACGCAAUCCGGCUUCAUAACGCCGAUGCUGCAAACCAUCAACGCACGGCUGGAGCCAUACAACUACGAGAUCCGGCACGGCCGCAACCAGAUCAGCAAAGAGAUAACCUACGCCCUCGUCAACAAAACCUCCGACGCAAUGACGCAGCUCGCAACCCGCUUCUCCGCCUCGGAAAUAGCGUACAUCCGCCGCCUGCUCGAUGCCAUGUUCGAGACCCACAACACCGCCGUGCGCGAGACAAUGGCGCUCAAGCAAAUGGAAGCCAGCAACCUCGCCAGACCGCGGCGAAGCAGACAGAGCCAGGCAGCCAGCGUGGCAGACGCGGCUGACAGCCAGGCGCCAGACACAGGAAUUACGAUUGCAGAGGCGGAUGCGGUGCUCAAUGCGCUGGUCCAGGAUGGCUGGUUGCAGCUCAGCAAAGCCGGGUACUACUCGCUUGCGCCGCGCGCGCUGAUGGAACUGCAUUCUUAUCUGAAGGAGACGUAUAAUGAGGCUGCGGAGGAUGAGGACGACGAGCCGACGGUCAGGAUCCGCGACUGUGAGGGCUGCAGGGAGAUUGUCACGUAUGGGGUGCGGUGUAAUAAUCGCGAGUGUGGGGUGCGCUGGCACGACCGGUGCGCGAACCAGUAUUACAGCGGCAGGAGGGCGGAGGGGAAGAAGUGCCCGCAGUGCAGGACGGUGUGUGGAGGGAACGUGUAUGUGGGCGAGAGAGCGGAUAGGGUAGCGAGGAGGAAUAGCUCAGGCGGGGGAGGAGGAGAGGAAGUGAUGGAUGACGAGGACGAGUGAUGAUACCCAGUGCAAGCGAAGAGGCAAAAUGAAGAUGCGAAAGUCGUAUAUACAGUGCCCAAAACCACCAAUCUGUC
Molecule: messenger RNA, 1190 nt
Organism: Didymella exigua CBS 183.55
Lineage: Eukaryota; Fungi; Ascomycota; Dothideomycetes; Pleosporales; Didymellaceae
Exons: 3
Coding region: 244-1113 (289 amino acids)
Biological process (GO): double-strand break repair via homologous recombination; DNA damage tolerance
Cellular component (GO): Smc5-Smc6 complex; nucleus
Molecular function (GO): ubiquitin-protein transferase activity
Source: RefSeq, a predicted model, not a curated record